Molecule: messenger RNA, 5083 nt
Organism: Symbiodinium natans
Lineage: Eukaryota; Dinophyceae; Suessiales; Symbiodiniaceae
Source: the annotation of a GenBank genome assembly
GUCGGAGUCCAGGGACAGGGAACCGCAAGAGGCUCCUGUGCCUGGAGACUUGUCUGCAGAGGACGCGCUCAGACUACAAGCCAGGCCCAGCGAAGGCAGCAACCUUGGGUUUGGUGAGUGGUUAGACGAGGACGCCUGGGUUCCUGAAGAGUUACCUCCCACCAGUGACAGUGGACAGUGGGAGCGCUUGAGGGCCCAGACCAGCAGGCGCGGCACAGCAGCUUCCUCGGACGAGGCAGAGGCCAGCGAGGAGCGAGAAGAACCCAGCAGUGCUGCGCGGGUGAUACCGCCUACAGAGGCGGGACACACCGAGCCAGCAAGAAGCGGGGCUUCAGUGGUUACGCUCACACACCAGCCAACAUCACUGUGGGACUCCGAAAGUGAAGGCGAGAUCAAGCAGGAGGUCAAGAAAGAGGAGCAGUCCGGAAACACCUCGGAUUGGGAAAGUGAAAGCUCAGAGGAGCACAGCACUGACCCGGAGGAUCCGAACGGUGUGCAGUCUGCCUUGAAGAAGGCCGACAGGGCACGUGAAAGGCGGGAACAAGCAAAGCGGCACAAGCAGCCGCCGCCGGAGCCAUCUGAGCCUCCGCGUGCCAAAGCCCGCCCAUCGGUGGGGCGCUCGAGUGCGGGGGCCGCCUCGAGCUGGGACCUCGAAAGUCGGGCCUCCUCUGUGGGCUGGCGACGGCAGGUGACGCCGAGCUUUGACAACAGAGUCACAGAGGAGGACACAGAGAACGAAGAGAGGAGUGACGAGCAGUGGAGCCGCCAAGAUCGGGAGCGAGAUCGGCUUUGGAACGAGUGGUACAGAGCGAGAGGAACGGGAGGCUGGCACCAGUGGCAAGGCUCUUGGUACCAGUCCUCAGGAGCGGGUUGGCACUUAGCAAAUCCCUCGUUUCCGAGUGACAUUGCACAGUGGAGCACAGCGCUUCACCAGUGGGAAGCUGAACUUCGAGAGUUUGAGCGUACGUACAACACAGCGUUUUCAGAAGAUGAGAAAGUGUCCAUUUUGGCUCAUAUUGCACCGAAAGAGUUGCAGCAAAGCAUCUUCAUGCACAGUGAUGUGUUGAACGGAUACGACAAGAUAAGAGAGUACAUCGAACAGUAUCUGAUCAAUAGAAACCUGUGGAAAAGGCCUCAAGGUUCACAGUUCGGGAUGCCCAAAGCCUCAAACAAAACUGCUGAGCAUGAUGAUGGGGGAGUGAGGCCUAUGGACAUCGGCGGAGUAAAAGGAGACAAAGGCAAAGGGAAAGGAGAAUGGAAGAAAGGAAAGGACCACUGGGGCGACAAAGGAAAGGACAACUGGAGCAACAAAGGAAAGGACAAAUGGAAGGAGAAGUGGAACAACAACAGGUGGGACAACAACGGCAAAGGGAAAGGUAAGGAUGGGAAGAAAGGCAAAACCGACAAGGGAAAAGGAGCAGGCAACAACAACAAAGGAGGCAAAGGAAAGCAAAACGAUGGGAAAGGAAAGAACAACAAUCCGCACGCUGGAAAGCAGUGCCAUAUAUGCCACAGGCAUGGUCACAUUGCUGCAGACUGCUGGUGGAAGGUUGGAGCAGUCGACAACGAGGCCUACACCGAGACCGGUGGGACGGGUGCAUCGACUGCCCCAGAAGACCGGAGUGGCAACGGUGCAGGGAUUGGUUCUGUGUUUGAAGGUUCGCAGCGUGUUGUCAAGUGGAGUGAUGAAGAUGUGAUAUUCACUGUGAGUGAGAGUUCCGUCGCAGCUGUGACUGCAAAACAGCUAGGCAACCGGUAUCUUCUCAUCGACUCAGGAGCCUGUGAGAGUGUAGCAAAAGUAGGAGACUUUGAAGCACAGGUGGAUGCCUCGAAAGCGAAGCCUUUGUUCAGCGUGCAAGGGACGCCGCUUAAGGUGUAUGGAAAGCAGUACCCUCAGGUCAUGUUCGGACAAACCAAAGGAGCAGUAGAAAUGACCGUAACGGAUGCUGCUGAGAGCCUAGUUUCGGUUCACAGCUUGGUAGCGAGAGGACACAAGGUGGUUUUCAGCCCAGGAGGGUGUUUCCUCGAGACCAGCGCGGGUGACACCGUACCACUUGAGCUUCAUGGGAAAAGGUGGUACUUGAAAGUGAUGGACGUGGGCGAAGGGAGCGCGCCUGCAGGAGGAUGGCACAACAGCCCAAGAAAGCGUUUGUUUGCGCCAAAGAUCAAGGAUCUUCCUGUGCCCUUGGAGAGACUGGAGAGUGGAAGGCUCACCAAGAUGAUCUUCGAGGAGGAUGGGUCCCAGAAGGAAGAUCGGAGUGCGUGGGAAGACAAGCGCUUUGCAAUGAGGGAUAUGAAGCAUGCUUGGCUGGGAGAAACCUGGUUCAGGCUGAAGCCAGAAAGAGAAGAAGCAGCUGCUGAGGAAGAGCAGCCAGACUAUGAAGGCGAAUGGAUGCAAGGACUAGACGAGGCAUAUGAAGAAGAGAUUGCGCAAGGAGAGGAAGCUCAUGGAGGAGUUGUGGAAGACGACGAAGACGCAGUGGAUCGGCUGAUGAUAGAUGAGGACAGAGAAAGAGACCAGAGCAAGGUCAUCAAGGCGCCGAAGGAGCCGUCGGCUCAGGAGGUGGAAGAACACAACCUCCACCAUGCCAACUUCGAGAGUUGGUGCCCUGUUUGUGUGAUGGGGCAAGGUAAGAGCAAGCAGCACAGGAGGGUCAAGGAAGACCCCAAGGAGCAUGUGAUCUACUCCGACUACAUGUUCUUUUCUGGAGAAGGCAAGGAAGUGAACAAAGAAGAAGGAGAAAAGAAGCGGGCUGGUUUGGUAACCGUUCUCACUGCAAUUUGCAAAGAGAGCCAGUACCCUUUCGCGCUGGUGUUGCCAUCCAAAGCCAGCGUGGACUACGCAAGCAAGGCAAUGAUCAGCUGGAUCAAGGAUCUGAAGUGGGACAAGGUAGUGAUCCAUUUCGACCAAGAAAGCGCUCUGAACAAGAUAUAUGAAAGGGUGCAGAAGGAAAUGGGUGACACCGUUACUCUGCGGAGAUCACCGCGAUACAGUUCACAGUCCUUAGCAGAUGGAGAGAUGGUCAACGGUUUUCUGGCAGGCAAGAUUCGCACAUGGCUUGCGGAGGUGUCAGAGAAAUACAAAGUCAAGAUUGGCUGUGACAGUGUCUUGUUUCCAUGGAUUGUGCGACACAGUGCGUGGACGGUGGCACGGUUUCACAUCAACCAUUCGAAGACAACGGCGUUCAGAGUCAUCAAUGGGUUUGACUAUGUGGGUGAGAUGAUGACUUUCGGACAGGUGUCCUUAGCAAAAUUUCCGAAGCAAAAGGACAAGGCAGCUCCAAGAUGGAUUCGCGGAGUGUAUGCCGGAAAGAAUGCUGCAGGAGAUGAGCACUUGGUGCUUACAGAGUCAGGGGUGCAGACAUGCCGCACUGUGAGGAGGUUACCAGAAAGUGCAAGAUAUGAAGCGGCGAUACUCAACAAGGCAAAGGGAGUGCCUUGGAACAGGUACUUGGGCAUUGCAACGAGCAAGGUAGUGCAAGAACGGUCUGAGAGCAAGGGUGUAGCAGUUCCGGAGUUGGAGCCUGCAGAGACCUACGACUUCAAGCCAGAGACGAUAGUGGUGCCAAUGCCGGCGCCAAGAGCAGCAGACGAUGCAGGAAAGGAAAGUGAGAAAGCUGCAUUGCAAGAGCCAGAGAGCAAGAGAGCCAGGGUGGAGCCUGCGCAGGCCAGUCGGCCGCCGGGUGACACCGGGAAUGCUGCAGCUAGCACGCAGCAGUUCAACAUCGCUACGCCUGAUGCCAGCAUGGGCACAGACAGUCUCGACACGAGCAUGUAUGUGCCAAGCGUGCCGGGAGAUGUAGCGCAGAACAUGGUGGACAGUGUUAGUAACCAUGGGACCUGGCUGGAGGGUAGUGCUCUCCUACCAAAAGAAGAUGUGGGUGUGUACAAGAAGUGGCUGAAGCAAAACAAAGAUUGCUUCAACGAGACAAUGGUGAGCAACAUCAUGGACUACCUGGACACGUUGCAGAUUGACGAGAAAGAGUUGAGGAGAGCGAGAAAGGAAGAGCUGAGAAAGCUAAAUGAGGUGUACGGUGCCUUCACACCGAGAGAUGGGAGACAGAUAACAAAGGACCUGACGGUGUUCGGCCACAAGUGGGUUGACAAGGUCACUGAAGGACAACCAGUGAUGAUGAAGCCGCCAAAGGAAUGGCUGGAGGAAUACGAUGAGUGGUACGCAAAAGCAAGCCCAGAAAUGCAAGAGCAGAUGAAGAACGUGCCGAAAGAAAGCGUGCUAUGGCAGGUCGAUGGAAAUCUGUAUGGAAGGCAGUCAGCGGCAGCGCAGUACAGAGAUCGUCUGGAAACCAUUUUGACCAAGGAACUCCCGAAGGGAGUGUAUCAGUUUCACAGGGGGACACUAGACGCAUGUGUCUUUCGAUGCGUGCGAACAGGGAUCGUUUUGAUCCACCACAUAGACGAUUUCGACGUUUGUGGACCGGCAGAGUUGCUGGAUGACCUGCUGAAAGUUCAGCUGCCGAAGUGCGGAUGCAAGCUAAAAGUGGGUGAGCUUGAAUGGCCAGGCGCAGCAAGCAGUAGCACGAGUGAAUUUCUUGGCAGAAAGAAGAUCCUGGUGGAGGGAGCUGUGGUUACGAUGCCGAACGAAAAGCAUACCACUGACAUCCUUAGGAUGCUAGGACUAGAGGCCGCCAAGCCAAGCCCCGUGCCGGGAAAGAAGCUCAACCUAAAGGAUGACAAGCUUCUGGAGGGCAGAGCCAAAGAAAUCUACGCUAGCUGUGUAGGCAGUGCUACCUACCUGUCGCAGGAUCGACCCGACAUCAAAUUCGCAUGCAAGGAGCUUGCAAAGCGGAUUAGGAAUCCCAGGGAAUGUGACAUGCAAAACCUCAAGACGUUAGGUAGAUAUCUCAGGGGAACCAUGCACGUGGGACAUGUGACAAAGAUGAGUAAAGACUUCGAACCAGACCUAGUUUUCGUGCGGAACUUAGGUGUGGAAGACUUUGGCAUGACGAUCGAUGUGCCAAGACUGUUUUGUGACAGUAGUGCAGCCAUCCAAGUUGCACGGAGAUUGGUGUUGGGAAAAUGCGACAUGUUGAUCUGGGACAUUUCUACAUUCAAGAGCUUGUGA